Osmia bicornis bicornis is the source of this 1953-nucleotide messenger RNA. RefSeq names its product farnesyl pyrophosphate synthase-like. NCBI's taxonomy places the organism in Eukaryota, Metazoa, Arthropoda, Insecta, Hymenoptera, Megachilidae. Bases 262 to 1524 code for a protein of 420 amino acids. Gene Ontology annotation, cellular component: cytoplasm. Gene Ontology annotation, molecular function: dimethylallyltranstransferase activity; (2E,6E)-farnesyl diphosphate synthase activity. Gene Ontology annotation, biological process: trans, trans-farnesyl diphosphate biosynthetic process. The transcript is spliced from 7 exons. The record is from RefSeq and is a predicted model, not a curated record.
CAUACAUAUAAGUAUCAUGUCGCGUGUUAACGAUUUUAGAUUCUGACGUUCAUUUUUCAACGCUAUGUAAAUUUACAUUUUUUAAUCUUAAAUAUAUAUCUUUAUUUUGCUUUUAUACAUAUUAUUUGUGAACAUUCUUGUUAAAUCGCAGAUUCUUGUUUAUGUUUAAUAAAUAAACCAAUAUAUACAAAUAGUUCGUUAUUAUUUUGCAGAAAGAGGUUACGAACGAACUAUUAUUGUUAUAUUUUUCUAAAGGUAAUAAUGUCUGUCACUCUGCAAAGAUAUAUUCCAUUGUUGUUCAAAUGGAAUGUUCCGAAAUAUUUUGUUGACACUGUAUAUAUUAGAAACAACACUUUACUACCCGCAUCUAAAAUACAUCAUUUACGUUAUAAAACAGACAUACCAUGCUUGGAAUACUUAAGAUCAAACAGCGCCAAUGUACGAACGAUGUACUCGGUGACUGAGCCCACAUUUUUAUCGAAUAAAGAUGAAAGUCGUGAAUUAAUGGCUAUAUGGCCGGAUGUUGUACGAGAUCUCACCGAUGCUGGUCGUCAUCUUGAUAUACCAGAUGUUACCAAAUGGUUGGCGAAGGUAUUACAGUAUAAUGUUCCUGUAGGAAGAAAGAACAGAGCAUUAUCAGUUGUGUAUGCUUUCAAAUCGUUUGCUUCUGAUAAUCAAUUGACAGAAGAAAAUAUUCGUCUAUCCCGAAUUCUAGGCUGGUGUAUAGAAUUGUUGCAAGCAUUUUUAUUGGUGAUUGAUGAUAUUCAAGAUCAAUCAACGAUGAGGCGCAAUGCACCAUGCUGGUACUUAAACAAUGAUACUGGAUUAGCAGCUAUAAAUGAUGGUAUAAUGUUGGAAAUGUGCAUAUAUCAAUUACUUAGAAAACACUUCAGGUCAAAAGAUUGUUAUGUGAGCCUCAUGGAAUUAUUUUUAGAUACUACUUUAAGAACGUCAAUGGGUCAAUGUCUUGAUUUAUUAUCAACAAAUUUUGGAAAAAAAUCAAAUUUGGAUCUCUUUACAAUGGAUCGGUAUAAUUCUAUCGCAAAAUAUAAAACAGCUUAUUACACGUUUGUGUUACCAACUACAAUUGCAAUGUGUUUUGCUGGCAUAAAAGAUCCAGAAAUGUAUAGGCAAGCAAAAACAAUUUUGCUAGAAAUGGGUCACUUUUUUCAAGUGCAAGAUGAUUAUAUGAAUUGUUAUGGAAGCACAGAAGCUACUGGGAAAACUGGUUCAGAUAUAGAGGCGGGAAAAUGUUCAUGGCUUGUUGUGGUAGCGCUACAACGUGUUACACCAGAACAAAGAAAAAUGUUAGAGCACUGUUAUGGUCAGUCUGAUAUAGAAAAAUCGAAUCACGUGAAACAGCUUUACGAUGAAUUAGGUUUACCAAAUACUUAUGCUAUCUACGAAGAAGAAACGUACAAUCUACUAAUGACGCACAUACAACAAAUAUCACGUGGACUUCCACAUGAUUAUUUCCUAAAAUUACUUGAAAGAGCAUGCCGCAGGGUGGCUAGAAAAGAUUAAUUAUAUUCUUGAAAACAAUGGACCAAACCACUACUACAGUUUAAGAGAGAACAUAUGUAUAACGUGCUUCCUUCUAUCUGUGAGUUUAUUCUAAGAAUUAAGCAUUUAUUAUUUCAUUUAAGAGAACAUACGAACAAGUAACAGCCGUAUUAUAUUUUUAAUAAUUAAAAGCAAUUCUACAAUAAUGUUGAACUUAUAAAGGAAAAGACAGCAAUCUGUUGUAACGGUUAUUAAACAAUGAAUACCUAUAGUAGUAAAUAAUGAAGUGAUAAACAAAUGUUCAUUGCGUAUUAAACAAAUUUGUAUGGUAUGUACAUAUAUGUAUAUUUUCUUACAGAAAUUUUAUUUCUUUUUUGUAAAGGGAUCUUUAUAAACUCAAUGUUCUUGUUUACAUUUUUAAUAAAUUGUUCAAUGAACAUUUUUAGAUAA